GGGUUGCGCAACUAUGUACGUUCAGAAGCAUAGGGCCUGUGUAUUACUCUUUUUAAUGUGUCGCUGUAGGCGAUCCUCCCGGCGAGGGGGAGGGCGUAAAGGCAGGUAAUGGAGUUUGUAGAGAAAAGCAAUAAACGGCUCUUAUUACACAUUAAACAGGAAACUUAAACCCAUUGACAAUGAUGAAGCUUAUAGGAAGUUACAUGUGUGGACAUGGAAAGUCUAUUUUGUUACAGAAGCAGUAGUUUUGUGUGUAGAAUACUGUUGGCGAUGCAGGAACCUAGAUGAUUUUGGCAGUGCCACAAGAAGUUUGCAUUCAGAUUCCUUUUUCCCUCUCGAGGUAUGUGUAGGAAGUGAAAUAGACUGUGAUGAAAAUGCUCCCUGGUGUGGGUGUAUUUGGGACUGGUAGCACUGCACGAGUGCUGGUGCCCCUGCUGAGGGCUGAGGGCUUUACAGUUGAAGCCCUUUGGGGUAAAACAGAAGAAGAAGCUAAACAGUUGGCAGAAGAAAUGAACAUUUCUUUUCACACUAGCCGGACUGAUGAUGUCUUACUGCACCAGGACGUGGACCUUGUUUGCAUCAACAUUCCUCCACCUCUUACCAGGGAUAUUGCAGUUAAGGCAUUGGGUAUUGGAAAGAAUGUCAUCUGUGAGAAAGCAGCUACCUCACUUGAUGCCUUCAAAAUGGUCAGUGCAGCGAGAUACUACCCCAAACUAAUGAGCCUUGUGGGUAAUGUUCUCCGUUUCCUUCCUACCUUCAUUAGAAUGAAGCAGUUGAUUGAUGAGGGUUACAUUGGGAACGUGAUGAUAUGUGAUGUUCGUGUGUAUUGGGGAAGUCUACUGAGCAAUAAGUACAACUGGAUCUGUGAUGAACUGAUGGGAGGUGGUGGCCUUCACACCAUGGGCACUUACAUUAUUGACUUACUCUCUCACUUGACUGGUAGAAAAGCAGAGAAAGUCCAUGGCUUACUCAAGACAUUUGUUAAGCAGAAUGCUGCUAUCAAUGGAAUAAGACAUGUGACUAGUGAUGACUUUUGCUUUUUUCAGAUGCUUAUGACAGGUGGAAUUUGUAGUACUGUAACACUUAAUUUCAAUAUGCCAGGUUUGUUCAUCCAUGAGGUUAUGAUUGUUGGAUCUUCUGGCCGUCUUAUCGCACGAGGCACAGACUUAUUUGGCCAGAAAAACACAGCUAUCCAAGAAGAACUUUUGCUGAGGGAUCCUUUACUCAGUGACACAGCUGGGGUACUUGAACAAGGAUUUAAGGAUAUUCCCUUGUUGUAUCUUAAGGGAAUGGUUUAUAUGGUUCAGGCUUUGCGGCAGUCUUUCGAAGAGCAGGAGGAUCGUCGGACCUGGAAUCAAAAACCAGUUGAGAUGUCAGCUUCUUUUGAGGAUGGUCUAUACAUGCAAAGUGUAGUAGAUUCUAUUAAAAAGUCGAGCAGAUCUGGGGAAUGGGAGACUGUGCAAGUCAUGACUAAAGAACCAGAUGCAAAUCAAAAUUUGUGUGAUGCACUACAAAGAAAUAACUUGUAAAUUUAGUCUGUAACUUAUGAUGUAGUGAAGUAAAGUAAUUGCUACUUUUGAAAAAUGGUUGUGCUCUUAGUCCCAGCUAUUUUGGAGUAAAAUGCCAACUUUGACCAGAGUAACAGAUGUUGCGGAGUUGAUUGCAUUAACUCCUUUUCAGCUUCUCAUAACAGUUGUAAGGCCUAUAUGUGUAGAGCAUAGGCAUGCUUAUUAUACAGAAGUAACAUGCAUUUUCCAUUUGGUUUUAUAGGAUAAUUUUAAAGUAAAACGGCGUUGGGUUUACCAUUCCAGUAAAAUGGUCACUUACUGCUUUCCUUGUCCUUUCAUUCUUGACAUAAAACACUAGGUUAAAGGAAUCCGUGAAGAAAAAGGCAUGCAGUUUCGUGCAGGAUUUUUUUUCCAGAAAUGCCAUGCAUAAUAUAAAUCAUGUCAUGUUCCAUAUUCGCAUAGUAAAAGAGCACCUUGCUGUAUUUUUCAUUUUGUAUGUACAUCUCCAACUCUUCAUGACUGUAGGUUAAAGGGUCUUACCUUCUCGUUAACACAUUUUAGCCAGUGCUACCAAAAAUUGUUCCUUAAAUACCAAGAAAGCUGUAUUUUGGUGCAACUGAAUUGUUAUCCUUUUGGUAAUGCACUGUAUUCAUUAAGAAAAGAUAAUCACAUUGCAGUUGUACAUAAAAUGUCGUUUCUCAGACCA
Protopterus annectens (West African lungfish) is the source of this 2214-nucleotide messenger RNA. RefSeq names its product glucose-fructose oxidoreductase domain containing 2 (gene GFOD2). Gene Ontology annotation, biological process: extracellular matrix organization. Bases 369 to 1529 code for a protein of 386 amino acids. NCBI's taxonomy places the organism in Eukaryota, Metazoa, Chordata, Ceratodontiformes, Protopteridae. Gene Ontology annotation, molecular function: nucleotide binding. Gene Ontology annotation, cellular component: extracellular matrix. The transcript is spliced from 3 exons. The record is from RefSeq and is a predicted model, not a curated record.